Molecule: messenger RNA, 3056 nt
Organism: Cottoperca gobio
Lineage: Eukaryota; Metazoa; Chordata; Actinopteri; Perciformes; Bovichtidae
Gene: chrnb1
Product: cholinergic receptor, nicotinic, beta 1 (muscle)
Exons: 12
Coding region: 329-1726 (465 amino acids)
Biological process (GO): monoatomic ion transmembrane transport
Cellular component (GO): postsynaptic membrane
Molecular function (GO): acetylcholine-gated monoatomic cation-selective channel activity; transmembrane signaling receptor activity
Source: RefSeq, a predicted model, not a curated record
CCGACCAAACCAAAACUUACACGGAAGAGUUUCAGGGAGCUACACUGGAAAAGAAAUUAGAGGGAAAAAAUACGUUUUUAUUAACUCCACUGAGGAUCUGUUUUGCAGAGGAGAGAUCUUUUUGGUGUUGGAGGUCGCCAUGAAAAGCUUGGAUCUGUUCCUGCUGGCAUGUUGUUUUUGCAGCCUGAGCACAUUGGGAGGUCAGAUCCUGGCGGGGCCACAGCUACGCCAAACGUGAUGAAUGCUGCAUCACCAGAACUGCUGAUUAUAAAUGUGUCUAACCUUCCAACACUGAGGAAAAUGUGCGUCUGAUGUGGAGAAGACUCUGAUGAAGGAGCUCUUUACCGGCUACAACCUGAAAGUGCGGCCCGCCUCCAGCCCUGAAGAGAGGGUGGUAGUUCGUGUGGGUAUGGUGCUCUCCUCCUUUGGUGGACUGAAUAUGAAGAAUGAAGAAAUGACCACAGUUGUUAUCAUGAACCUGGAAUGGACAGAUCAUCGGUUGUCAUGGAACCCCAAGGAGAGAGACGGGAUUGAGGUGAUGCGUAUCCCCUCUGUGAAGGUCUGGCUGCCUGACAUCGUCCUCUUCAAUAACAAUGAUGGGGUGUUUAAUGUGGCCCUGCAAGUCAGUGUCCAGGCUUAUCAUAACGGCAGAGUAACCUGGACUCCACCUGCACUCUACUGCAGCUCUUGUGGAGUUAAGGUGACAUAUUUCCCGUUUGACUGGCAGAACUGCACCAUGCAGUUCCGCUCCUACACGUACGACUCAUCGGAGAUCGACGUGCAGUAUGCACUGGACGCAAAAGGCAACGAGAUCAAGGAGAUCCAACUGGAUGAAGCUUAUACUGAGGGUGGCGAGUGGCACAUCACACACAAGCCGUGCAGGAAGAACAUGAACGAUGAUCUAUAUGAGGACAUGACCUUCUACCUCAUCAUCGAGAGGAAGCCUCUGUACUACGUCUUCAACAUCAUCCUCCCCUGCAUCCUCAUCACCAUCAUCGCCAUCUUUAACUUCUACCUGCCUCCUGACGCAGGAGAGAAGAUGGGUCUGUCGAUCAACGUGCUGCUCACCCUCACCGUGUUCCUGCUGCUGCUGGCUGAUAAGAUCCCUGAGACAUCGCUGGGUGUCCCCAUCAUUGUCAACUACAUCAUGUUCACCAUGAUCCUGGUCACAUUUUCUGUCAUCCUCAGUGUGGUCGUCCUAAACCUGCACCACCGCUCAGCCAACACCCACGUGAUGCCGAUGUGGGUCCGUAAGAUCUUCAUCCACAUGCUGCCUCCUUACCUGGGCAUGCUGCGGCCAAAAGUAGAGACACCCCUGUCCCUGGAGACCAUCCCCCGCCGAGAGAAAAAGAUGGUCGCCAUCAGCAAGGUGGCUGAUGAGUACUUCAUCCGCAAGCCCGACUCCUCCAUCUUGUUCCCCAAGCCCAACAGGUUUCAGCCGGAGGGUAUGUGUACGGAUAUGAGAAAGUUCAUUGACGGCCCCAGCAGCUACUUGACACUACCAGACGAGCUGAAGACGGCCAUAGACGCCAUCAAUUAUAUCGCUGAGGCUCUGCAGGCGGAGAAGGACGAUGAAGCUAUGAAGGAGGACUGGCAGUACGUGGCCAUGGUGGUGGACCGCAUGUUCCUGUGGAUCUUCGUCGUCUUCACCACUGUGGGCACCUUGGCCAUCUUCGCUGAUGCCAGCUUCAACCACACACCCACCGACCCCUUCAAAGCUCCCUGAAGCAGCGGGACAUUUGAACUAUAACCAUCCUGAUUUAGCACCUCAACAAAUAUGGAAGAGGAAACCACUGUAUUAAACUGGCAAAUUAUUAUUUGGGUGUAGUACACCAUCAGCCAACAAUGUAGAAACUCUCAUAUGUACUCCAGGUAAGAAACGUGUCCAGCACAUCUCACAUGUUUUCCAAUUUACUGUACUGUCUCUGACCGGCAUCCAAAAUGAUUUCAAAAUGUACAUUUGCCUUUAGUGUAGACAGUGUCGAAUGUUGAAAAACAUCUUGACAAUAUUCCAUAUUGUGACAAACUAUACUUUCUAGAUACAACAUUGUCAUACUUGGCCAUAUAGAAGGCAAACAGCGGGAUUUCAAACUUAUAAGUCUUGGAACCCGUAAAGCACAAGUCAUGUGCAACCAGUUCUCGACCCUUAGCUGUUCCACUGCUUCAAAGUUGACAAAACUUGACAAAUCAGGUAAAAUUUGGGCAAAAUAAAGCAUGAACAGAAAAGCAUGUAUCUUUAUUAUCUACCUACACGUAGAAGUUGGCCUGGGAAUUGUCAGAUUCUAAUUCCAGUGAGGUUUUGUCUGCAUUCAACCUCAAUUUGCAAGUAAAUGCAGAUGAAUGAACAUCUUAAGGUUUCUCGGCUGAAUGAUCAACUGUGUUCAAGAGCGUCUCGGCCUCAGUAUUGCUGCCUUAAUCACAUAAAAAUGUGUUGCUGCCAGUAAUUAUUUGGACUUUUAUGUCUUGACAUGGAUCAUUUAAAAUAGUUAAAACUGCAUUAUGUGUGCAAGGGCAUUUUUGAUAAUUGCGACCUAGCCAAUGAUAGCGUACCCCAUAUGUGUAUUGAAUGAAUCUAAGUUACUGGUGUGCUUUUGUUAGUGUAUUAGUUACAGUAGGACUCCAGGUCUGAAGAGUGUGGAAUGGAUCCAGACUUGGAUAUUCAUGUAGUGUUCACACAUAAACACCAAGACAAACCAGAUGCUAUAAUGAGCAAGCUGUAUGCCUUUCAUUUCCCUGUGUCAGAAUGUGCUGGAGUGUGGCACAUGCUUUGUGGAUAUUUCCGCAACCAUGGUAAUCCUCUUUGUAUUUUCGGCACUAGCGUAUGUGUGCGUUUUGCAUGGAGGCUAUUCCUAUGUCGGCGUGCGGAGCAGCGGGCCAACUCAAUUCACCAGCUGCACCAAUAGCCUGUGGAAUCCCCAUUAUAUAAGAAACCUGUGCCUCCCAAUAUCUAGCAGACAUACACACCACACAUCUGUUUUUCUUUCACGUCACAUAAACACUCACCUGCCCUUUUAAUCUUGUGUUUCAUGUUUUUUUUAAUAAAGAUCUGAAGGGAA